Molecule: messenger RNA, 6297 nt
Organism: Entelurus aequoreus (snake pipefish)
Lineage: Eukaryota; Metazoa; Chordata; Actinopteri; Syngnathiformes; Syngnathidae
Product: carbohydrate sulfotransferase 10-like
Exons: 6
Coding region: 4098-5117 (339 amino acids)
Biological process (GO): proteoglycan biosynthetic process; carbohydrate biosynthetic process
Cellular component (GO): membrane
Molecular function (GO): sulfotransferase activity
Source: RefSeq, a predicted model, not a curated record
CUCUAUCAAUGUUGUCAGUAAUACUGGUUCAGGGACUGUUUGGUCUUUGAGAACAACUCUGAGUGCUGUCUUAAUGGAUUUUACUUCUCUCUCCCAUGUGCCCCCAAAAUGUGGUGCGCUUGGAGGAUUGAAUCGGAAUGAAAUCUGGUGCUCUGCAAGUUGCUCUCUCAACUGUGGUUCCAUUGAAGCAACUGCGUCACGUAAUUCACGUUCUCCACCAACAAAGUUGGUACCGUUGUCCAUGAGGAGUUCAGAGGGUUUUUUGAGUAAUGCUGUGGCUCCUUCGUAUUCUGGUGAAAGUGAUGCAAGUCGACUGUCUGAAGGCAGAGACCGUUCAGCCUUGAGCGCUCUCAACUCUUCUGGAAAACAAUCUCCUUGUGCCUUUUGCAAUAUAAGCUUUUCGGCUUGCAGAAAAUCCACGGCGGAAGGUGGGGAUGAAGCACCAGCAUCAGCCGCCCCAUUAAGGGAGCUAGCUGUCUCUUGUAGAAGCUGUUUCCAUGUGGAGAAUUUACUGAAAUCAGUUAGCUGAGUAGAUGAAGCACUGGAAAUAGUUCCAACAAAGGCGGAUUUCCUCAGCUCUGUAGCAUCCGGUUCAGGUUCAGUAUAUGGGGAUUCAGUGGUAACGUGCAGACAGGAAGGCUGAUGGGAAGAUGCGGAGACCACAAACGGACCUUGUAGGGACCAGCCUAGGUUGGUACAGAUUGCUAUGGGCCCGCCAGAUGGGCCUGCUCGCACCGGCUCUGUAGGAGCAAGAAGCUGAGACAUAUCAGAACCUAUGAGGAGUGGCGGUUGCGCUCGAUGGAUAGGCAGCAAAGGAAGCUCUUUGAGGUGCUCGUAGAGUUUUUGGAGGGCCGCUACUGGAUAUGUGUGCUGAGAUAGGCUCAGAUUCUCAGCUGUGAAGGCAUUUUUAAUCCAAUACUUCUUGCUUGGCUUGAAGAUGGGGGAGACGUGAAGGCUGACUGACGAACCAUUGAGCACUUUCACUUCUUGUUGAACAGUUCUCAGGUGAAGGGUUUCAGGAUGCUUAGCAAGUUGUAGUUGCUCUACUGCAUAGGGGAGGAUGAGUGUUCUCUCAGAACCAUCAUCGAGCACAGCAAAUGUCUCUAGAGUGCGGUCUCCAUUUUGUAGGAGCACUUUAACAACUUUCAGCAAAACUCUUUGAGGGCUUUGAGGCUGUUCCAGGUAGACUGUGGGUUUUUGGUUACUCAUCAUCAGGACUUGUUGAGAUGACUCUUGGAUCGUGUCAUGCAGUACUGUGAGGUGCGUCUCUUUGCAUAAUUUACAAGGGCGUUUAAGCGUACAUGCUGCAGCUUUGUGGCCACGACCGCACUUCCAACAUCUGUUACCUUCUUGGAUCCACUUAUUGAUCUCACUGGUAUUCAGUUUCUUGAAGUCCAGGCAUGAGUUGAGGUAAUGUUCCUUACUGUUGCAAAAUGGACAAUAAGGACUAGGUUUAAAGGGUUUUGACUUUGUCAGAUUGGUGCUCUGGCUGCUACCAGUCUCACCAGAACAUAGGAGAACUGAUGCUGUCCUUUGUUUGGGCCAUGGACUAUUAUAAUCCCUCUUGGCCAGAGGAGGCCCCAGGUUGUAGAGGUGAGUGACUCGGCUGGCCAGGCGCUUAGCUUGAGCUUUAACUUGGAGCCAGGAUGCCAGGUCGGGCAGGGUGUAAGUUUGGUUGGUACCUGGCUGUAGGAUGCCUCGACAAAGACAGUAUUCCAUAAAUCCAUCUCGGUGUGCAGGAGGCAUUUUACUUAUUAGACGGUCAACGUGAGAACCACAUUUGAGCUCGUAUCCAAGGGGUCCCUCUAAAGCCUGCAACAUACCAACUAAGGUCUGAACUGAGAGAGCGAAGGUGUCGAAAGCUUCUGCAUCCCCCACUUUGAUGGUGGGUGAGUUCAGGAUAGCUCCUAGUUCACUCUGUACUAGUUGUCUAGGCUGGCCAUAUUUGUCUUGUAGAGCCCCUAGCGCAGCCGUGUACGGGUUUGGGUCAUACAUGAAUGACUUGGCUAACUGCAGAGCGUUAGGGAGUUUGAGCUGAUUUAGUAGAACUUGAUAUUUGUAUUGCUCGCUCAGGUGAGGAUGACUAUUCAUCAAGUUCUCUAGCGCCAUCUUGAGUAGGGCGAAAUCACUUUCCCGGCCACUCUCAAACCUUGGAAGUACUGGUUCGGGAAUGCCAUAGGAUGUAGCGUUUAGCGUCUCGAUGCCCGGGUAGGACCAGGGUGGUGCUGCCGGGGAUGGAGUAGCAGAUGGUAAUGUGUAUUGAACAUACUGCCCAGCAGGAGGAGGUGCACCAGCUGGAACUGGUGGUUGUGGCACAAAAGUUUGCAUGGUUUGUGGCACUGCGGCUGCAUGUGUCAUUGUUGAUGCAUAACUAGAUGUGGGAAAGACUGGCAUAUGUUGACUUGUGAAAGACACAGAUGCAGGAGCUGUGACAGAGACAGGAGCUGUAGUGGGGCCUACUAAAGUCGGGACACAGGUUUGUGCACCUUGGACAGGAAUGGGAAUCGUUGUCAAUGGCUGUGUAAUCGGGAUAGCGGCAGCGGAUUUCAUUGGAGUUAUUGAUGGGAGCUGAAGCAUGUCAGCAGCGGGCGGAGCUGACGUUGUUGACAUUGCAUCAUCUUCAGACUCCGACAGGAAUGACUUGACAAUACGGGCAAUGUGUAAGUCUUUCUCCAGUUUCUUUAAGUGUCUGCGCCGUUCCAUUUCCCUUGCCAUAUUCUCCUUGGCAAGGUGAGUAUCCUCUUGUAGUCUUUGUCCUUCUUUAGCUUGUGCAUCCAAUCUCUUCGCCUCCAAGUCAGCUUUCCUUUCCUCCUCUAUUUCUUGCUGUAGGUCAGCAAGCUCCAAACCUUUAAUUCGCUCCUCUAGGGCAGCUGUUUGAACAUCCGGAAUAUUUUGGAGCAGUUGAAGCCCAUGCGAUCGCCGAGAGGAUCGACGUGAUGAAGCAGAUGACUGGUACCCUGAUGCACUCCUAGCUCUGGUUGGCCUUGCUUCACCGUGUUGUCCUACUGGUAGUGAGGAGAUUUGGGCAGCAGGCAGUUGAGAGGGAAGGAGGGUGACAUCGUAAGGGGCCAAAUGCUGUGGUAGUCGAAUGUCUCUCUUUGGCCUGACAGAGGGCUGGUGAUCAGCAGGUGAUGACUCCAUAGUGUCUGAUGGUGGAACUCUAUCCGGCUCGAAGGACCAAUGUAAGGAAGGGAUAGUAGUUCUUUUAGAGUUGGGACACGAUGGACAGAUUCCGGCCAGAGAAUCCUUUAAUCAUCUUUAUUGCAAUUAUGUGGUCUCUGUCGCCAUCUAAAGGCCAAACUCCACCAUCGCAGUUGCAAUGACGUUAAAUAAACUACACGUGAAUGUAAACGCCGUCAACGAGAAUAAUUAUCUCUCAAUUGACCCAAAAACAACUGAACUUAGCAUACGAUGCACCAAACAUUUGCAUAAGUAGCAAGGCACGACAUUCAGUUCAAAUGCUGUAACAGUAUGUGACAAAACUUACAUUUAGUCGUCAACGCACACAAGGCUGGCUGCCACCACUGAUUGAAACCGGCUAUUUGACAAAGACGUGCUUUAAAGGGGAAAUUACGUCACAGAUUGACCUAUCAACUUAAAGGCAUAGGAACAUUACAAAACUGCUUAAAGGCAUACAAUAGGCUUUCGUACAGUUAGUUUUUAUCCAAUCAGAAUUCAGCUAGCUUAUGUUGCCAUGCUGUACCAAAUCUACCCGGGGCCUUCACUAUCAACAAUGCGGGUGUUUGUGCAUUGUAAGUGUAACGGCCAUAUACAGGUGAUAGACAAUUGUGAUUGCCAAUCAGAUCACGAGUUGUUGUCAGUAAGGCCUUCUAGCUGGCCUUACGCUGUGAUUGGAUACUCACUUGGGACUCCCAAGUAUUCAAUCACAAGUUGCGAAAACAGGAAGUGGCACCGGAGCCAUACGAGCCAUAGAAAGCCACAGAAAACGCACCUGGACUCACAAAGAAGGAGAGCAAAUGUUGAUUAGGUGGCAAAUAAAUAUUUGCAAGGCCAUUUUCAAGAAGGAUACUUAAGAGAAACUACAUCUUGUGAGACGAGGUCGGCCGACACCGGAAGCUAUCCCGGCGGUGAAAUGGAUGCCCGCCACUUUCACACGAAUCAACCGACUACGACCAACUACCGACUACGAGUGGUACCACUGGCUUAUACGGCGUCGAAUGGUUGCUACAUAUUUCAUGCAGUUCCGCCGGCUUGUGUCCUUGGCUUGUGGCUGCCUGCUGCUCCUUGCCCUGAUAGGCAGGCUCCGCAGAGCAGAAAUGAUGACCUCAAGACACGCUCUGACAUUUGACGAGGUUUGUAAGAACCAGAAACGUCGGGAUGACGUCUCCCUCAGCAAGAUGGUCCUGGACAGCAUCCUGGUCUCGGAUCAACACAAAAUCUUGUUCUGUGAGACCCCCCAAGCGGGCGACACUGAAUGGAAGAAGCUCCUGAUUGCUGCUAGUGGAGCCUACCCCAGCGUGGAGGACAUCCCAGAGAACCUCAUUCACGACCACAAAAAUAACGGCUGGCCGCGCCUCUCAUCUUUGACGCCUCAGGAAAUAACGCACAGACUGAACACGUAUUUCAAGUUCAUCAUCGUGAGGGAUCCCUUCGAGCGUCUCAUCACGACGUUCGAGGACAAAUUCCUCUUCAGGAAACACACCGAACCUUGGUACCAGCACACCAUCGCCCCCGCCAUUAUCCACAGGUACCGCAAAUACUUCCCCUUCCUCGCUGAUACCGGUUUGACGUUUGAUGAGUUUGUGCGUUACCUGGGGGAUGUGGACGCCCGGGAGACCAUAGACUGGCAGUUUGGCAGGAACAUCGUCCACUGGGCCACCUACGCCGACUUGUGCGCGCCCUGUGACGUCCGCUACGACGCCAUAGGCCGCUACGAGACGCUGGAGCGCGACGCCACCCAGAUCCUGAGGAAAGCUGGCAUCGAGUGUGUGGCGUCCUCCCCGCUCAUCGACCCUGGCAUCACACGCGACAACAAGACCAAGGCGGAACGCUACUUCGCAGGAAUCAGCAAGCAGGACAUCAGGCGCCUCUAUGAGCGCUAUGAGGUGGACUUUCAAUUAUUUGGAUACCCCACACCUGACUUUCUACUCAACUGACAUUCCUUUUCAUUCUUAUGGGAUUUAUCAUACAACUCAAUUAUGAAAAUGAUGAUUGAUCUUUUUACAACACAGCUUCCUUGCCACCUAACCCUUGAUGCUGAGUGCCAAGCAGGGAGGUAAUGGGUCCCAUUUUUACAGUCUUUGGUAUAACAGUUAACAUGUGUCAGGUACCUACUACUAAGUUAUAUGCCUUUGAGCUGUUGGCCUGUUAAAUUGGCUAAAAUAGUGAGCAUGCUAUAAUGCUAACCUUAACAUGCUAACAAUUAGAAUGCGACAAGUACCAAAUCAUAAGACUGAGAAGGGUAUGCAUGUAAAAUCAGCUAAAAAUUUAAAAUACCAAUGUUAGCAUGUGUCAUGUACCAAGUCGUAUGACUAGGAAGUGUACACAUGUAAAAUUCGCCAAACAUUUUUCAGCAUGCUAAUAGUAAGCAGGUAUCAAGUACCAGGUUGUUUGACUCUUAGGUGUUUGGCUGCAAAAUUGGCUAAAGAAGUUACCAUGCUCAUGUUUAUAUGCUAGAAUGCUAAUGUUAGCAUGCUAAGAGUUAACAUGUGUCAGGUACCAAAUUAUAUGACUUUGUUAAUUUGGCUCAAAUAGUUUGCAUGCUAGAAUGCUAAGGUUAGCAUGCUAAUAGUUAGAAUGUGACAAGUACCAAGUCAUAUGACUGGUAAGCGUGCACAUGUAAAAGCAGCUAAAAAAGUGACCAUACUAAUGUUAGCAUGCUAACAUGCUAACGUUAGCAUGUGUCGAGUACCAAGUCGUAGGACUAGGAAGCGUAUGCAUGUAAAAUUAGCUAAAAAAAAGAAAAAAGUUAGCGCGCUAAUUGCGUGUUUCUAGUACCAGGUUGUAUGACUAUAUGGUGUGUGGCUGCAAAAUUGGCAAAAAAAGUUUAAAUGCCAAUGUGCUAGAAUGCUAAUGUUAGCAUGCAAACAGUUAACAUGUGUCAAGUACCAAGUUAUAUGACUUUGAGCUGUUCGGCAGUAAAAUCGGCAAAACAAGUUACCAUGCUAAUGUUAGUAUGCUAACAGUUAACAUGUGUCAGUAAUCAAGUUACAUAACUUUGAGCUUUUCAGCUAUAAAAUGGGCUAAUGAGCAACAUUAAAAUACAGUAGCUUAGUAGGCCUAAGUAUUUAUUUAAAACAAGGCAGAGGUUUUAUUUAACAAGUAUAUUUGUAUGCA